ACAUACAACACACACAAUCGCAAUAUCCUCACCCCUCUCUCUCUCUCUCUCUCUAAAUUCUCUGCCUUCUUUCUCUCUCUAAAAGAGCAGCCGCAAACCACAUGGCAUUGCCGAAUCAGCAGACUGUGGAUUACCCAAGCUUCAAGCUUGUAAUUGUUGGAGAUGGUGGCACUGGUAAAACCACCUUUGUGAAAAGGCAUCUUACUGGUGAAUUCGAGAAGAAAUACGAGCCUACAAUUGGAGUGGAAGUUCAUCCAUUGGAUUUCUUCACUAACUGCGGGAAAAUCAGAUUUUAUUGCUGGGACACUGCUGGUCAGGAGAAAUUUGGCGGCCUUAGGGAUGGUUACUACAUCCAUGGACAAUGUGCCAUUAUAAUGUUCGAUGUCACAGCUCGAUUGACAUACAAGAAUGUUCCGACAUGGCAUCGUGAUCUAUGCAGGGUCUGUGAGAAUAUUCCGAUUGUGCUCUGUGGGAACAAGGUUGAUGUCAAGAACAGGCAGGUGAAAGCAAAGCAGGUCACUUUCCACAGGAAGAAGAAUUUGCAGUACUAUGAAAUAUCGGCAAAGAGUAAUUACAACUUUGAGAAGCCUUUCCUGUACCUCGCCAGGAAACUUGCUGGCGAUGCUAACUUGCAUUUUGUCGAGUCUCCUGCUCUCGCUCCUCCAGAAGUGCAAAUUGAUAUGGCUGCACAGCAAUUGCAUGAACAAGAGCUUGCUCAAGCUGCUAGCCAGCCUCUUCCAGAUGAUGAUGAUGAUGCAUUCGACUAAGAACACAGACUGAUAAUGUGAUUAUUGGUCUCGGGUUUUUCUUGAUUGGGAUUCACAUGGAUUUUGUUUUGAAAUCCUUUUUAGUUUUGAGAUGAUGAAUACAUGUGGCUGCUUUACUUUCUUAUUGAAUUAUUACUUGUGGCUUGUAUUUUGUUUGCUCAUGGGAAGAUGUUUUUAAUCUUCAGAAUGUUAAAGAAUUAUUUCUGCUAUAAUCAAUUCUUAUAUACUUCUGA
This is a messenger RNA of Erythranthe guttata (spotted monkey flower), 1000 nucleotides long. RefSeq names its product GTP-binding nuclear protein Ran1A. Gene Ontology annotation, molecular function: GTP binding; GTPase activity. NCBI's taxonomy places the organism in Eukaryota, Viridiplantae, Streptophyta, Magnoliopsida, Lamiales, Phrymaceae. Gene Ontology annotation, biological process: ribosomal subunit export from nucleus; protein import into nucleus. Gene Ontology annotation, cellular component: nucleus; cytoplasm. The record is from RefSeq and is a predicted model, not a curated record.